AUGGUACGUGCAACUGACAUUCUGUCCAUGAUCUCCUCCCAUCUCUCUCCGGUUGGCAUCGAUGAUGGUAAGACUUCACACUCGGAACAAACGCUAACAAACUCACAGGCUCGUCAAUUUUUCGUCGGAGGCAACUUCAAGAUGAACGGCUCCAAAGCCUCCAUCAAGACCAUUGUUGAAAACCUCAAUUCUGCUGAUCUUCCAGCUAACGUCCAGGUGGUGAUUGCCCCACCAGCUCCUUAUCUGGAGUAUGCCAACAACCUUGUUGCCGCUCCUACUCUUAAGGUUGCCGCUCAGAACUGUUUCGACAAGAGCUCCGGUGCCUUCACUGGUGAGAUCUCUGUUGAAUCGCUCAAGGAUAUUGGACUCGAAUGGGUCAUCACCGGCCACUCUGAACGCAGAACCAUCAUCAAGGAGUCUGACGAAUUUAUUGCUUCCAAGACCAAGUUCGCUAUCGACAACGGUGUUUCUGUGAUCCUGUGUAUUGGUGAGACCUACGAGGAAAAGCAAGCUGGUGUUACUCUGGAUGUGUGCAAGAGACAAUUGAAGGCUGUUUCAGACAUACUCCCUGACUGGUCCAAGGUUGUCAUUGCUUACGAACCCGUUUGGGCCAUCGGAACUGGUCUUGCUGCCACUCCUCAGGAUGCACAGGACAUCCACAAGUCCAUUCGUGACUACUUGGUGACUUCGAUUGGCAAGGAUCAGGCCGAGGCCGUCAGAAUCCUGUACGGUGGUUCUGUCAACGGAAAGAACGCUACCGAGUUCAAGGACAAGGCUGACGUUGAUGGAUUUUUGGUUGGAGGCGCUUCUCUCAAGCCUGAGUUUGUUGAUAUUAUCAAGUCGAGGUUGUAA
This is a messenger RNA of Kuraishia capsulata CBS 1993, 852 nucleotides long. RefSeq lists its product as uncharacterized. The record is from RefSeq and is a predicted model, not a curated record. Gene Ontology annotation, cellular component: cytosol. Gene Ontology annotation, biological process: gluconeogenesis; glycerol catabolic process; glycolytic process. Lineage: Eukaryota; Fungi; Ascomycota; Pichiomycetes; Pichiales; Pichiaceae. The transcript has a single exon. Gene Ontology annotation, molecular function: triose-phosphate isomerase activity. Bases 1 to 852 code for a protein of 283 amino acids.